Pelobates fuscus (common spadefoot toad) is the source of this 1852-nucleotide messenger RNA. RefSeq names its product amine oxidase [flavin-containing]-like. The record is from RefSeq and is a predicted model, not a curated record. Lineage: Eukaryota; Metazoa; Chordata; Amphibia; Anura; Pelobatidae. Bases 172 to 1734 code for a protein of 520 amino acids. Gene Ontology annotation, cellular component: mitochondrion. The transcript is spliced from 15 exons. Gene Ontology annotation, molecular function: flavin adenine dinucleotide binding; primary methylamine oxidase activity.
CUCUGUAGAAAGGCUUGCUGGAGCUGCUGACAGCUGAAAAGGGGGGAGUCCUAGUAGCUUUAUUCAGCUCUCAAGCAUCAGGGCUUUUUUUUUUUUUUUUUUGCUUCAGUAUUGAGAAAAAGAAAGCUAAAAACAAAAACAAAAAACAGCAACAAUAGAAAGGAUCUCACCAUGAGUAACAAAUGCGAUGUGGUCGUCAUUGGAGGAGGCUUAUCAGGUCUUUCCGCUGCAAAAUUGCUGGUAGAGUCAGGACUCAGUGUAGUAGUGCUAGAGGCAAGAAACAGAGUUGGAGGAAGAACCUUCACGGUCCAGAAUGAAAAGGUGAAAUAUGUAGACCUUGGUGGUGCAUACGUAGGGCCAACUCAGAAUCGAAUACUUCGAAUUGCUAAGGAAUGUGGAGUGGAAACGUAUAAAGUAAAUGAAGAGCAGCAACUCAUACAUCAUGUUAAGGGUAAAUCAUAUCCUUUCCAAGGUCCAUUCCCUCCUAUGUGGAACCCAAUUGUCUAUUUGGAUUACAACAAUCUGUGGAGAACCAUGGAUGAAAUGGGGAAAGAGAUUCCAAAUGAGGCUCCGUGGGCUGCACCGCAUGCUGAGGAAUGGGACACAAUAACAAUGAAAGAGUUAAUUGAUAAGAUUUGCUGGACUAAUGCAGCAAAGAGGUUUGCUGCUCUUUUUGUGAAUGUGAAUGUAACUGCAGAGCCUCAUGAAGUGUCGGCACUUUGGUUUCUGUGGUAUGUAAAGCAGUGCGGAGGCACCACAAGAAUAUUUUCCACGUCUAAUGGUGGGCAGGAGAGAAAAUUUGUUGGUGGAUCUGGGCAGAUAAGUGAAAAGCUUGCAGAAUCCCUACAAGGUCGAGUCAAGUUGCAAAGGCCGGUAGUACAGAUUAACCAGUCGGAAAAAAAUAUUACAGUGGAGACACUAAAUCAUGAAGUUUAUGAGGCCAAAUAUGUUAUCAGUGCCAUUCCACCAACUCUUUGCCUGAAGAUCCAUUUUAGCCCUGAAUUACCACCAAUGAGAAACCAGCUCAUCAAUCGAGUUCCUAUGGGUUCUGUAAUCAAGUGUAUGGUCUAUUAUAAAGAAGCUUUCUGGAGGAAGAAAGAUUAUUGUGGAAGUAUGAUUAUUGAGGAUGACAAUGCAGCAAUUGGACUUACUCUUGAUGAUACCAAACCAGAUGGCACAGUGCCUGCCAUAAUGGGAUUUAUUCUUGCCAAUAAAUCCAGGAGACUGGCCCACCUCACAAAAGAUGAAAGGAAGGUCAAAAUCUGUGAACUGUACGCAAAAGUAUUAGGAUCAGAAGAAGCUCUGCAUCCUGUGCAUUAUGAAGAAAAGAAUUGGUGUGAAGAACAGUAUUCCGGAGGCUGUUAUACAGCAUACUUCCCACCAGGAAUCCUGACUCAGUAUGGCAGAGUUCUUCGGCAACCUUUUGGCCGGAUCUUCUUUGCUGGAACAGAGACUGCAACAGAAUGGAGUGGAUAUCUUGAAGGAGCCAUUCAAGCAGGGGAGAGAGCCGGGAGAGAGAUAUUGCACAAAAUGGGCAAAAUACGAGAGAGUGAUAUCUGGGUGCCAGAGCCACCAUCGUUGGAUGUCCUUUGCCUGCCUAUUACCGCUACCUUUUGGGAAAGAAACUUACCAUCUAUUCAGGGUUUGGUGCGAUUUAUCGGAUGUUCAGUAUUACUAACUUCAACAGCGGCAAUUGGUCUAUUUGCUUUUAAAAAGGGACUGCUCACUCGUUAAUGGAAAGAGCUUCCUGUCUCACACACAGGUCUAGGAUUAAUCAUCAGCUGCGCAAAAUAUUUCCAAAUAAAAAUUAUCUGUAUGUUUGUGGAGUAUUCCUGGAUGUAUAAAUAAACUU